Diospyros lotus (date-plum) is the source of this 1771-nucleotide messenger RNA. RefSeq lists its product as uncharacterized. Gene Ontology annotation, cellular component: cytoplasm. The record is from RefSeq and is a predicted model, not a curated record. Lineage: Eukaryota; Viridiplantae; Streptophyta; Magnoliopsida; Ericales; Ebenaceae. Bases 105 to 1565 code for a protein of 486 amino acids. The transcript has a single exon.
UUGCUUGUGACUACAAUUUUGAAUUAUCAUCUCCACGCUGACCCCAAUUCACGCAAUCCAGACGAUCUCACAGAAACUCUCGAGUCUGAUUGUUGGAAUCAUUCAUGAAUUUCUUCAAGUCCAUUUUAUCAGAGGACUCGGAUCCUCUGGUACCCGAGAACCCACAAAGCCGGUCCCAAGACGGCGGCGGCGACGACGACAGCCGCUCCAAUGGGAGCUCAACCCAAGGCGAAGAAGAAGCCGAGUCAGACCGUAAUCCGGGUCCCGAUGCCGGUGCAGGAGCGUGGAGCAUCGGAGGUCUUUGGAAGACCCUAGCGAACCGAUCCGAGUCGGUUAUCGAGAUAUACCGGCGGGAUCUGAAGGAAUUCGGGUCGGGCCUGCAGAAGGAAACGGUGGUGUUUCGCGAGGUCGCAAGCCGCGCCGUGAAGGAUCUGCCGACGUCGAUCGAGGCCGGCGCGUCGGUGGCUCACGGAUCCCUGGAAACAGUGGGGCACGCCAUCGACGGAGUGUGGAAAUCGACGGCCGAGAUCAUCUCGCAAGGUAAGGACGCCCUUCUUCAACCUUCCGAUGGCGAAUCGGACUCCGAUGCGCUUAACUAUAGUAACCACAGUGUGAACUCGACGAGAUACAGUCGGUUCGACGCGCUAUUACGCUCGAUCCAGAGUGAUCAGAGUACUUACUGUGACGAACCUGAUGAUUUGGAGGACUACAGCAAGUGGAAAUUAGGGUUUUUGUUGGAGGAGAAGAGUGAGGAAAUUAAGAGCCUGAUUGAAGAAAAUGGAACCAUUGAGGAGAUAUACAAAAAGGUCGCGCCGAAUGUGGUUGAUCGCGAGACCUUCUGGUGCCGAUACUUCUACAAGGUGAAUAAGCUUAAGCAACGGGAGGACGUGAGGGCUAAUCUCGUGAAGAGAGCAAUUGUUGGCGAUGAUGAAGAAUUGACUUGGGAUGUGGACGAUGAUGAAGAUCCGGAAGAGACCAAUGGGCAAUCAAAGAGCAAUACAUUGAAAUUGGAAAACAGGGAAUUGGAAAGUAAAGAAUUGGCCCAAGAUGUGAAGGAGGGGAGUUCCAUGGAUGAACCACAAAAUGGGAGUUCUGAGCUUGUUGAUGACAAGGAAGAGAACAAGAGCAAUGUGGAUAAGGGAAAUGUUGGUGAAGAAGUGAAGAAACUGGAAUUGGGUUCUGAACAAAGUUCUGAAGUGAAAAAUGUUGGGACAGUGCUAAAAUCUGAUGAAAAGCAGGGUCCAGAAUCCAAAAAAGCCGAGCCAGUAUCAAAAUCAGAUGAGAAGGAAGCCUUGGAUGGGAAGGUUGAUAGUGGUGGAUCUUGUAAAGAUAGUGAUGUCUCAAUUGUGUCAACUCAGCCAUCCCUGCCUGAGGAGGAGGACCUUGGCUGGGACGAGAUUGAGGAUGUUGGAAGCGGUGAUGAAAAGAGGGAGACUCAUGCCGGGAACUCGAACAGAGCUGAUCUGCAGAAGCGGUUAAGUGUUGCUGCAGAUGUCGAAGAUGAGGAUUUGACUUGGGAUAUCGAAGAUGAUGAUGAAACUGCGGCAAAGCUUGAUGCCAAGUAAAUGAAAUAUCACUCAUCAAGAUAUAUUAUAUUGUGUUCUUGCCCUUCUCGUAUUACAUGUUUUAUGCAAGUGUUCAGCUGCAUAGAGUGGGGAAGACUUCCUUCCUUCAUAAUUGAUUUAUGAAGCAAAUUGUUUUAUUGAUUGUGUAAUAUAAUAAUAUUUGAACGCAAUUGGUUUCAUAAUAAUAUCACGCACCACCUUUUUAA